Messenger RNA from Chinchilla lanigera (long-tailed chinchilla), 1763 nucleotides. RefSeq names its product alcohol dehydrogenase 4. The transcript has 9 exons. The record is from RefSeq and is a predicted model, not a curated record. NCBI's taxonomy places the organism in Eukaryota, Metazoa, Chordata, Mammalia, Rodentia, Chinchillidae. Gene Ontology annotation, biological process: formaldehyde catabolic process. Bases 90 to 1232 code for a protein of 380 amino acids. Gene Ontology annotation, cellular component: cytosol. Gene Ontology annotation, molecular function: zinc ion binding; S-(hydroxymethyl)glutathione dehydrogenase [NAD(P)+] activity.
CUUCAGUACAGAUCACAGAGCACUCUGGGUAGAGGUAAAAGACUUCUUAAGUCAGAAAGAAACUCCCAAGGCGAGAUUCCUAAAGAAAAAUGAGUACCAAGGGAAAAGUUAUUAAAUGCAAAGCAGCCAUUGCCUGGGAAGCAGACAAGCCACUCUGCAUUGAAGAGGUUGAAGUAGCUCCCCCUAAGGCUCAUGAAGUCCGAAUUCAGAUAAUCGCCACUUCCAUAUGCCAUACUGAUGCUAAUACUAUAGAUCCAAAUUUUAAAGAGGCUCUUUUUCCUGUGAUCCUCGGCCAUGAGAGCGCGGGAAUUGUGGAAAGUAUUGGUCCAGGAGUGACCAACUUCAAACCAGGUGACAAAGUAAUUCCAUUCUUUACACCUCAAUGUAAAAAAUGCAAGUUCUGUCUAAGUCCACUCACAAAUAUUUGUGGAAAAAUCAGGAAAUUUGAUACUCCUACCAUUGAUCAAGAACUAAUGGAAGAUAAAACCAGCAGGUUUACCUGCAAAGGAAAACCCAUUUACCAUUUCAUGGGAGUGAGUUCAUUCUCUCAAUACACUGUGGUGUCAGAUGUUAAUCUUGCCAAAAUAGAUGAUGAAGCAAAUUUAGAGAGAGUCUGUCUGAUUGGAUGUGGCUUUUCAUCUGGUUAUGGGGCUGCAAUCAACACUGCCAAGGUCACCCCUGGUUCUACUUGUGCUGUCUUUGGCCUAGGAGGUGUAGGUCUUUCUGCCAUAAUUGGUUGCAAAAUAGCAGGAGCUUCUAAAAUCAUAGCUAUUGAUAUCAAUAGUGAGAAAUUUACAAAAGCCAAAGUCCUAGGAGCGACUGACUGCCUCAAUCCUAGAGACCUAGAUAAACCCAUCCAGGAGAUCAUCAUUGAACUGACCAAUGGAGGUGUGGAUUUUGCCUUUGACUGUGCAGGAGGAUCUGAUACCAUGAGCGCGGCGCUGGACUGCACGACAGUGGGCUGGGGGUCUUGCACCGUGGUCGGAGUAAAGGCUGGCGACGAAGGACCGAAUGUUUCCCCAGUGAAACUAAUAAUGGGCCGCCGCAUAAAUGGAACAUUCUUUGGUGGUUGGAAAAGUGUAGAUUCAGUCCCAAAGCUGGUUGCUGACUAUAAAAAUAAGAAAUUUGAUCUGGACAUUUUGGUGACCCACACCCUGCCUUUUGACAGAAUCAAUGAGGCAUUUGACCUAAUGAACCAAGGAAAAAGCAUCCGAACAGUCCUGACCUUUUGAAGAUGCCAGGAGCCACCGGAGUAUUAUCUCAUUGAUUCUGAACCUAUCUGGUUAAUCUAUCACCUUAUCUGAUGAAACAAAGCAAUCUAUGUUUUAAACCAAUAUUUACAGUUAAUAUCUCAAAUAAAAUCAACAUAAAUCUGUGGCCAUAAAAUAUACUAUUUCAUGUAUUAAAUAACUACAAUAACUGCAGUGUUUCUUAAUGGAAUCUUAAGAUGUUUAGGAACUGUUUAAAACUAGUUCUGGAGAGGUAGAAGUGGAAAAUAUAAGAAUAAUAAGUAAAAGUAGAUCAGUCAAAUGUUUAUAAUUUUGUAAAUUGGGUGAUGGAUAUAUGAAAUUUACUUAUAAUGUUGCCUCUGCUUGUCUGUUGAAAUUUUUCCAUAAUAAUAAGAUUUUUCAUGAAAAAACAUAUAUACUGUAUACAUACAUAAAAUGCUAUUACAUAAUUUCUGUGUUCUAAUAAGCUAGAAGCUACUCCUUUCAAAGAAAGUGCAUGGUCCUGAGUUCAAUUCCUCAUAUCAAAAAAAAAAA